CUGAGAAAACCCGAGCUGUUGGCACUCCGAGCAGGCAGGCAGAUCCGAGGACAGCCCGCGCGCUCGAGGACCCCGGUGGCGGCGCUGCUCGGCGGGAAGGGGGAAGUUUCAAAGCCGAGUUGUGGACCUCUUGCCGCGGCUCGCGCGAAAUGAAGCUGCACUGCGAGGUUGAGGUUGUCAGUCGGCACUUGCCGGCUUUGGGAAUGAGGAACCGGGGCAAGGGCGUCCGGGCGGUGUUGAGCCUCUGUCAGCAGACGCCCGGGAGUCAGCUGCGGCCUCGGGCUGGAGGCGAGCGAGGCGGCCCGCGUCCUACCUGCCUGGUCAUCUGCACCAUGAGGGACAAGCGCGGGACCCGCUAUGAGCUCAAGGAGAACAUUGAGCAGUUCUUCACCAAAUUUAUGGAUGAGGGGAAAGCUACUGUUCGGUUAAAGGAGCCUCCUGUGGAUAUAUGUCUAAGUAAGGCCAAUUCCAGCAGCUUAAAGAGUUUCCUUUCAGCUGUGAGACUUGCUCAUAGAGGUUGUAAUAUUGAGAUACCACUUUCAACCUUCACACCAGUGAAGACUUCAGAAUUUGAAAAAUUUAAAACUAAGAUGGUUAUCACAUCCAAAAAGGACUAUCCUCUAAGCAAGAACUUCCCAUAUUCUCUGGAACAUCUUCAGACUUCUUAUUGUGGGCUUGUCCGAGUUGAUAUGCGUAUGCUUUGCUUAAAAAACCUUAGGAAACUAGACUUGAGUCACAACCAUAUAAAAAAGCUUCCAGCUACAAUUGGAGACCUCAUCCAACUUCAAGAACUUAACUUGAGUGACAAUCACUUGGAAUCGUUUAGUGUAGCUUUAUGUCAGUCUACACUCCAGAAGUCACUUCGGAGUUUGGAUCUCAGCAAGAACAAAAUUAAGGCGCUCCCUGUGCAGUUUUGCCAACUCCGAGAACUUACAGAUUUAAACCUUGAUGAUAAUGAAUUGAUUCGAUUUCCUUUCAAGAUAGGACAGUUGACAAACCUGCGUUUUUUGUCAGCAGCUCGAAAUAAGCUUCCAUUUUUACCUAGUGAAUUUCAAAAUUUAUGCCUUGAGUACUUGGAUCUUUUUGGAAAUACUUUUGAACAACCAGAAGCUCUUCCAGUUAUAAUGCUGCAAACGCCAUUAACGUUAUUGGAAUCCUCUGCACGAGCCAUGUUAUAUAAUAGGAUUCCAUAUGCCUCUCAUAUCAUUCCUUUUCAUCUUUGCCAAGAUUUGGACACUGCUAAAACCUGUGUCUGUGGAAGAUUCUGUCUAAGCUGUUUUAUUCAAGGAACUACUACCAUGAAUCUACACUCUGUUGCUCACACUGUGGUCUUAGUAGAUAAUAUGGGUGGUACUGAAGCACCUAUUAUCUCUUACUUCUGUUCUCUAGCCUGUUAUGUAAAUUCCUGUGAUAUGUUAAAGUAAUUGGUGUUACCACAAAAAGAAGAAAUUCCAUUUAGUUACAUAUCACCAUGGGAUUCAUAUGUGGUUUAAUAGUUUUAAAUUAGAGAAAGAGAACUUUUUGUAUACUUACUUGAGGGGAGGAAUGUCUUAUUCUAACAGUUUCAAUCAUUUGUAAAACCGUAAUUUCAUUAAAACUUAUAGUUUUAUUGUGAAAGUAGACUGUUAUCAGUUUAUUGCACUUUGUGUUGAUUUUAGUCUAGUGUUUCCAAAAUGUGUUGUAGGGUUAUCUUUUAAUGUUAAACAGAUAUUGAUCCCUAUCACUCUGGUCAUAGAAUUUUCAUAUCAUUUUCCUUCUUGAAUUUCAAUUAAGGAAAUUGAGUUUCUAUAUACAGAAAAUACACCUUGGAGGACUAAUAGAGUCUAAAUUUUAGUGAAAACUUGUUUGGUAUGAAACUUUGUUUUUCAAGUAUAUAAUUCUGUAUCUAGAAUUCUUUAUUCAUCAAGCAUAAAGUUGGAGUUGUUUUGGGAUAAACAGGCUUCAGGUUUUAUAAGUUUUAUAAUGUUAUCAUAUAAUCUUUGUUGUGAUUUACAUAUUUUUAACUUUUAGAGUUGGAACAAGGUUUUAGGGUUGGGUAGGAAGAAGAGAAAAUUGCUUUUUACUGAUUACAUUCUGUAUUUGAGGGUUGUUCUUUUUCUGAUUAUUAUUUUAGUCACUUAAUAUUUUCAAAAUUUUACUUUAAAAAGUGGUGGUGCUAUAAGAUCUGAACUAUGAUCAGGAUUUUAACUAGGUUAGAGGGAAUAGAAAAUGUAGCUGCUUGAAAGAAAUGUGGGAAAUGGAAUCAGUAGAACUCCGUUCUGUACAUUCGCACCACCCUUCUUCAGAUCGGCCUCAUAAUUGGAUUCUGGGAACAAAGGAAGUGAAAGAGUAAAAGUUACUAGAGAAAAUCUUCUCUAGUGUUAACAUAUCAUUGGUGUUCUGAGCCUGGAGUUAAAGGUAGAAUUUGUGUCAGACUAUUUGUUACCGCUUUAGGUUAUUACUACUUCCUCUGUCCUCCUAAAAUAUUUAUUUGGACCAUUUUAUUCUUUUCUGAAAAUAAAAGUAUUGAGUAAAUACGGUUUUAAAUGUUAGAAGAUUUUUAAGGAAUUUUUUUUAAUGUU
Molecule: messenger RNA, 2561 nt
Organism: Hyaena hyaena (striped hyena)
Lineage: Eukaryota; Metazoa; Chordata; Mammalia; Carnivora; Hyaenidae
Gene: LRR1
Product: leucine rich repeat protein 1
Exons: 4
Coding region: 150-1424 (424 amino acids)
Molecular function (GO): protein binding
Source: RefSeq, a predicted model, not a curated record